GGCUGCGCGGCGGGGCUGAGGCGGCGGCGGGCCGUAGAGCAGGGAACGAAGCUUUGGAGUCAGAAGCUCGAGCUGGGGACAGAGCCUUGUGCACAGGACAUAAAGCAGCGCUUCCUGGGAAAACAAAGCUCUCUGGACACGGGGCCCAGACUGAUGGCCAACAAUGUCAGCCACUAACAAUGUAGCACAGGCCCGGAAGCUCGUGGAGCAGCUGCGGAUCGAAGCCGGAAUCGAGCGCAUCAAGGUGUCCAAAGCCUCGUCGGAGCUCAUGAGUUACUGUGAGCAGCACGCACGGAGCGAUCCCUUGCUGGUUGGAGUCCCUGCCUCGGAAAACCCCUUUAAGGACAAGAAGCCGUGCAUUAUUCUAUAGCUCUCUCUCUCUCUCUCUCUCUCUCUCUCUCUCUCUCUCUCUCUCUCUCUCUCCAUCUCUCUUUCCCACACCAAGUCUCCGCCCCCACCAAGGGGUCAUCAAAAACCUUACUGCAGCCAAACAUCCCUGUCCCUAAAGGUUGGAUCCCUGAAGAAAUGCCUGUGGUCGCCAGUUGCCCUGAGGGGGGAAAACCAACGCUUCUAGGGAGGCUGGGUUUUCUCACCCAACCUGGUGGCCCCCCUGAGGGGCUCCCCAAAACAGGCACAGUGGCUUCCAGCCCUCCUCCCAUCAGGAACACCCUGGCCACCCAAGCGCGGUGGUGACAGCUUGCUAAAACUCCACUGACAAUAGGCUGGCCGGUGUCCUGCAGAGCAGGGACAGGAGGUCUCUUUCCCCCCAGACUGGCCACCUGUGACACACCCUCACAGGGCAUCUGGGACACUUUUUAUUUUGUAAGCAAAGGUCAAACUGGGGGUGAAGGGUUGACAUCACAACUUCUUUAGGGAGAGAAAAGCAUCUCUCCAUUUAAAAACUUGUCUCUGUUCCCCCCUAAAACCUGGCAGGGUGACACAGAAAUGGGCUUCCGGGACAGGGUGGGAUGUCUACAAAGUGGCAGCCUCUCUAUGGCAUCUCUGCCUGCCACAUUGCAGAAGUGGACAGGACUUGACCAGAGCAGGGCUGAAAAGUGCGUGGGCAGGCGAGGUCCGCGCAGAAGGUAGCAGCCCUACCUCUUUCCUACUGCCAGGCGCUGCAGCUUGCUAGCUUUCCUUUUAUAGGAGACAUGGGAUGGAGCCCAGGGCAGCCCAGGGCUCCAUCCCCAGCAGUUUUUAUCUUUUGAGAUAGGAUUUUGUUAAGUUGCCCAGGCUGAAAUCCUCCUGCCUCAGCCUCCCAAGGGUGCUGGGAUGACAGGUGUGUACUCCGUGCCUGGCCAAAAGUUGCUGAAUUACCUUGAAGUGACUGUGAAGGAUUUCUCAGACAAAGUCCUCCGUCCCAGACCCAGCAGCAGUGUGCUUGUCACCAUGACAACCACCCUAAAUUGUUUCGCUUUUGGACCCCAUAGGAUGUGGGCCCUUCCCUGUGAGGACAGGUGGGAGGGCUUCCAACCUUGGGGUCUGCCUGUCACUCCUCCCACCAGCCUGGCAAUGUAAGAUGUCAUGGGGUGGGGACAGGGGCUGUGUGCAUACCCCUCUGGUGUCACCUGUGGCCAUAUCUGUGACACAGCAAAGACCCCACAUUGUCCGGGACCUUGGAGUCCCACAGCUUGACGCGGCAGCCACCAGUGGAGAGAAUACCAGCUUGGUUCUGCCCCUGUGGCACCAGUGGGCGGCAAUCCAGGGCCUCAGCCAGGACAGUCCCUGGAGGGUUGCCUAGGUCCCCCGCGCUGCCAGUGAGGCAAGGCCGGCAGCCUCAGGGGUUCCCUAGCAGGAACAGGCACCAGGUCCCCAGUGGGCCAGGGCCCUCGGGCAGGACAGAGGUCAGAGUCGGUGUGGCGCCAAGGGUGCCCCAGCCCCUCCUUGGGGCUCAGAGGAUACAUUCUGCAGGUGCACAGGCCUCUCCCUGGCACGCUCUCUACGGCUGGUCCGGGAGGGCCAGGGGCUUGGGGAGCUUGGCUGUACUGGGAGAGGUUCAAAGUCUCCCCCAAACCACAUGGGCCUGGGAGCAGACCAAGCACGGCCCCUGCCAGUCGCUAGUGGAGCUGGGGAAGGGACCCCAGUGCCCAGCAGGGAAGGUGCUGGGAGCCUGUAGGUGGCCACUGCUGGGCCCCCAGGGAGGGAGACCCUGGCCCAAUGCCACUGUCCUAGGGACCAUUUCAGCCCUGUUUCUCUUUCAAAGAAGCCUUAAUCCUUUGAGUGGGCAUUGAGCCUGCCCAGCUCCCGUCGUUCCCUGGACCUGCGGCCCCCGGGUCCAGGACAGACAGAGGAAGAGACAGAGAUGUGCCAAGGCUGGGUUGCAGCUGAGUGUCCCCACCAGGAUCACCCGGGAAGCUGCUGCACUGUGGGGAGCAGAAUAGGGGCCCUGAGCCUCCAGGCUCAGCCAGGUGACGGGGGCACACUCUGUGACCCCUGAAGAGGGACCCUCAAAGGACUCAGGAACCCCAGGAGCUGUGUGUGCUGGGUAAACUGAGACCGGGAGGGGAAAGACAUGCAGGCAUCUGGCCAAGCCUCAGCUGUCUUCCUUCAUCACCCCAGCUGCCCUGCAGGUGCCACUACCCUGUCUCUAAAUCUGGCGACCAGAUGGCCAAAGCCUUGGACCCCGAGGAGGUGGCAAAGGGCAGAAGCCCAUGAGUUUCUUUCUAAGCUUAGAAGAAGGAAGAAUAUCCUUUUUCCCACCUUCGUGUCACAGUAAACCCGGCGCCCACCCAAUGCCAUGACAGGGAUUUUUCCCCACUUUAAAAUGACUUUUCUGUGUGAUACAGGGAUGGAGUUCGGGGCCUUUACACUGGGCUCCAUCUGCAGCUCUUGGGUUUUUUUAAAAAUUUUUU
This is a messenger RNA of Octodon degus (degu), 2852 nucleotides long. RefSeq names its product G protein subunit gamma 7 (gene Gng7). Gene Ontology annotation, cellular component: heterotrimeric G-protein complex. Gene Ontology annotation, biological process: G protein-coupled receptor signaling pathway. The transcript is spliced from 5 exons. NCBI's taxonomy places the organism in Eukaryota, Metazoa, Chordata, Mammalia, Rodentia, Octodontidae. Gene Ontology annotation, molecular function: G-protein beta-subunit binding. Bases 164 to 370 code for a protein of 68 amino acids. The record is from RefSeq and is a predicted model, not a curated record.